Molecule: messenger RNA, 1686 nt
Organism: Nilaparvata lugens (brown planthopper)
Lineage: Eukaryota; Metazoa; Arthropoda; Insecta; Hemiptera; Delphacidae
Product: elongation factor 1-alpha 2
Exons: 5
Coding region: 160-1086 (308 amino acids)
Molecular function (GO): GTP binding
Source: RefSeq, a predicted model, not a curated record
AUUGUUUUUGUUUGGCUGUAGGCUGAUUGCGCCGUGUUGAUUGUUGCCGCUGGUACGGGAGAGUUCGAGGCCGGAAUCUCGAAGAACGGCCAGACCCGUGAGCACGCCCUGCUCGCCUUCACACUGGGAGUCAAGCAGCUCAUCGUCGGAGUCAACAAGAUGGACUCCACCGAACCACCCUACAGCGAGAACCGUUUCGAGGAAAUCAAGAAGGAAGUGUCGAGCUACAUCAAGAAGAUCGGUUACAACCCAGCGACUGUGGCGUUUGUGCCGAUCUCUGGCUGGCACGGAGACAACAUGUUGGAGACCUCCGACAAGAUGCCCUGGUUCAAGGGAUGGAACAUUGAGCGCAAGGAAGGCAAGGCUGAGGGCAAGUGCCUGAUUGAGGCCCUUGACGCCAUCCUCCCGCCCAGCCGACCCACUGAGAAGCCCCUCAGGCUCCCACUCCAGGACGUGUACAAAAUUGGAGGUAUCGGAACGGUGCCCGUUGGUCGUGUGGAGACUGGUGUGCUGAAGACCGGUAUGGUGGUGACAUUCGCCCCCGCCAACCUGACCACUGAAGUGAAGUCGGUGGAGAUGCACCACGAGGCCCUCGUGGAGGCCGUGCCCGGUGACAACGUGGGCUUCAACGUGAAGAACGUCUCCGUCAAGGAGUUGCGUCGUGGCUACGUGGCUGGCGACUCCAAGUCAAACCCGCCCAAGGCUGCCGCUGAUUUCACCGCACAGGUUAUCGUGCUGAACCACCCAGGUCAGAUCGCUGCCGGCUACACGCCUGUGCUGGAUUGCCACACAGCCCACAUUGCGUGCAAGUUCGCCGAAAUCAAGGAGAAGUGCGACCGUCGUUCGGGCAAGACGACCGAGGAGAACCCCAAGUCGAUCAAGUCUGGUGACGCGGCCAUCAUCACUCUGGUGCCCAGCAAGCCCAUGUGCGUCGAGUCCUUCCAGGAGUUCCCUCCGCUCGGACGUUUCGCCGUGCGUGACAUGAGGCAGACUGUCGCUGUCGGUGUUAUCAAGAGCGUGACACAGAAGGACCUCUCGUCUGGUAAAGUGACGAAGGCCGCCGAGAAGGCCCAAAAGAAGAAAUAACUAGCUGUGAGAAGCUCGCAAUGCUUCCCUGCACGCUGCCUUCUCAAUGUUCCCGAGCAACCUUCGUUUCACCGUAAAGAGUUCAGAAGGAAAGGCUAGCCCACUCUUUAUUUCUAUUAUUUAACACAUUGGAAAUCCAACCCCCACCUAUCAGCCAUUCAACUCACCUCCCUCAGCGGUGGUGUGCAGUGCACUCAGCAGAUUUUAUUAUUAUCAACUUUGAAAGUAUCGCAUGUAUCGUCGUGUUUUACAUAACGCACGGGUUAUGUAUGUAUAGAGACUGUAUCUUAUGUAGUCGGGGAGACUGAAAUAAUAUUUUUUCUUUUGUUUCGUUUAGGUUUUUUUCUAUUAUUAACAUUGCAGAGAGAUAUCUUACCCUCUUUUUAUUCGAUUGGAUGAUUACAGUUUUAUAUAAAGAUGACCCCUGCAUAUGUUAUUCAUGUAAUUUUAGUCGUCGCAAUUAAGUUGUGUAAUAAUUACUACUACUAUUAUUAAUAUUAUUGUAUAACUUUAUAAAAGAGAAAGGCGGCUGUUGUAGGAUUGCUUUUUUACGUUGUUAAUGUGAUGAAAUAAUAAAUUAAAGAGCAAAAACACACGAGA